AUGGAUUCGCUACAAGCGAUUGCAAAGCUGCUCAACCAGACAAUGGCGCCAGCGGACUCGGAAAAGUGGAUACAAAGAUGUGAGUAUCCUUAGGAGCAGGGGAGGGGCACGGCAGCUGCUGGCUCACCGGACGGAGGCGUUGACACAUUGCGCUCGGGCCUCGGCCGGAGCAGACGGCGCGCCCAUCCUCCAAGCGAUUCUUGAGGACAGGGAUCCUUACAAAAUCGCCGUUGAAGCCAUUCGCGAAGCGAUCUACCCGAAGAAAGGCCCGGCCUUCAUGGCGCAAUUAUGGACACUCGUUGGGCUGUUUUCCGUUGCGGUCGUGCUCACUCUGCUCAGCAUUGUGCUUCGCCUGCGCCAAGGGCGCUUUUGGCUGUUUCACCGAAUCGACUCGAGAAUCACGAUGCCCAACAUUUCGGUCCACAACAGUUUUUGGGCUUUCGUCUACCAUUGCUGUGAGUCUACAAAAUAUUGUCAAGAAUUCUAUUAUUUUCCGAACGAGUGCAAGUGGACGGGGCUAACGUCACUUCUCUCCUCCUCAUCGAAUUCCCCUUCUCGGCAGUGAGCUUCGUCGAGCUAGCCAUAACAAGCAGAAUCGUUUCCGGAUCCUCAUAUCCUUCAUGGUACCUUAGUUUUCAGGAUGCUCUACCCCUCGCCCUCUCUGCCGGUCAGGUGACGGAAGUGUGGGCCACAUUUGGAAGUUCCUACAUUCGCAAAUUCGGCUCGCAUCACGACGAUCCCCACAUCACUUCAAUUUUAUACCAGUCACUCCCUUUUAUGUUCGCUCUGAUCACCCUUGUUCCCUCCUUCACUUUGCUCGCGAUCCUCAAGCGUUCUCUGGAUGUCGUUCUCAUAAAUGCAAACGUGACCAGCACUUCGCUCGGCAAGCUCUCGUCAGCUUGGGUACCCGGUCAACCUAUGGUCUUCUCCAACCUCGAAGGAAGUCUUAAAUCUCUCGGUCCACUCGUUGCCAGUAUACGAAGCCUCUCGCUCUGGAGAAAAGUCACCAACAGCUAUAUAGGAUCCGUGCUGUGCAUCACAUCGAUGGUUCGUUGUUCCUCUUCCUCUCAGCUGCUACUUCACUCCUCCUUCGCAGUAGCUUACCAUGGGUUUGACUCUUUUCCUACGUAGCUCUAUAUCACAGCCGCCGUCGUCGAAAUCAACCAUCUGCGGAAUCAAGCGCGGGACCUCCGUCAGAGAGUCGGCCUCCCUCUCGCCCCGUUCUCACCGAGAAAGCCGGAAGACGACAAUCAAGCGUCACCCACGGUUUCUCCCCGUGACUACGGCGCGACAGCCGAUGUUGAUCUGAGGAGUCACCUCAUGUGGGCGCAAUUUGAUUUGUCCUGUUCUUUUGACUACUCGCAGCAAGCUGACACGCCUCUACCGGGUCCCUCCACAGCGUCCAAGCCUCCCUCGUCGAAUGGGCCACCAAGAACCGCCUCCUUGUUUCCACCUUGAUCUCCCUCAUGCUCCUCUCCAACACCUUCUUAUCUUACAGUCUCGCCGCCACUCCCGUCUCCAUCAUCCUCAACUCAGGUCAAGUGCAAGAUAUAGCUCUGAUCGGCGCCUGGAUCAAUUCCGUCCUAUCCUUCCUCGUCGCCAUCCUCAUCCUCUUCCGAUCACUCGGCGAUGGAUCGAAUGCUCUGCCGAAAAGGUUGCGUCGUUUCGCGGCUUACUUACCUCUGCCACCUACGACGACAAUGACGACGAGAACGACGAGUGUCACGACCGCGUAUGGUCAGAAACCUUUGGUGGGUGUUAGUAUCGACGUAUCGACGAGCGUCAUGGUUUCGAAUGCCAAGUCGGACGAAAAGCGUUCGGAGAAGAUGCCGGCGCCGACGAUGCCGCAGACUCGGUCCGAAGAUCGGAAAGCGACCCUUGGCUCUGCCCCGGAAUCAUCGAUACAUGAGGUCGAGAUGGUCUGA
This is a messenger RNA of Microbotryum saponariae, 1925 nucleotides long. The record is from the annotation of a GenBank genome assembly. NCBI's taxonomy places the organism in Eukaryota, Fungi, Basidiomycota, Microbotryomycetes, Microbotryales, Microbotryaceae.